Molecule: messenger RNA, 318 nt
Organism: Anisakis simplex (herring worm)
Lineage: Eukaryota; Metazoa; Nematoda; Chromadorea; Rhabditida; Anisakidae
Source: the annotation of a GenBank genome assembly
AGCCAGGAUGAUGUGGUGGCCAGGAAAAAAGCGAAACUGUCCGAUAAAAGUGCCACCAGAGUUGAGGAAGUUCUGGCGAGUGCGGCUGCUAAAAAGGUGAAAAAACUAGCCGCGAGUAGCAAGAAAAUGCUCGGCGCUCAUGUUAGCGCGGCUGGUGGUUUGGAGAAUGCUGUCUAUAAUGCGGCCGAGAUUGGAUGUCGUGCGUUUGCACUGUUCUUGAGGAAUCAACGCUCGUGGAACUCGAAACCCAUGGAAGAGGACACGGUGGAACGCUUCAAAACUGCAGUCAACGUAAGCUCUAUCGAAUAUUCUCCUUAA